This is a messenger RNA of Equus quagga, 5327 nucleotides long. RefSeq names its product G-patch domain containing 2 like (gene GPATCH2L). The transcript has 10 exons. The record is from RefSeq and is a predicted model, not a curated record. Bases 99 to 1547 code for a protein of 482 amino acids. NCBI's taxonomy places the organism in Eukaryota, Metazoa, Chordata, Mammalia, Perissodactyla, Equidae.
CAGACCGGAAAUGAGGUCAGAGAGGGAAACCCCGGCGGGGAGACUCGGCCCCGAAAGCGGAGGCCGUUGGAGGUGGCCGCGGCAGCCGAUGUGGCCCCAUGGAUGAGCUGGUACAUGACUUAGCCUCAGCCUUGGAGCAGACAUCUGAGCAGAAUAAGCUUGGUGAGCUGUGGGAGGAGAUGGCACUGAGCCCCCGGCAGCAGAGGCGGCAGCUCCGCAAGCGGAGGGGCCGGAAGCGCCGCUCGGACUUCAUUCACCUGGCAGAGCAUGCCUGCUGCUACAGUGAGGCCUCCGAGUCAAGUCUGGAUGAGGCCAUUAAGGACUGUCGAGAAAUGGCGCCGGUCACCAAUUUUAGUGACUCUGAUGACACAGCAGUGGCCAAACGGCACCCAGCUCUCAACGCCAUUGUUAAGAGUAAGCAACAUUCUUGGCAUGAAUCUGACUCCUUUACUGAAAAUGCACCUUGUCGACCACUCAGGCGCCGGCGGAAGGUGAAGCGAGUGACGGCAGAGGUGGCUGCCAGCCUUCAGCAGAAGCUCAAGGUGUCAGAUUGGAGCUAUGAGAGAGGCUGCAGGUUCAAGUCUGCUAAGAAGCAGCGUCUGUCCCGCUGGAAGGAGAAUACUCCCUGGACCUCAUCAGGUCACGGGUUGUGUGAAUCAGCAGAAAAUAGGACUUUCCUAAGCAAAACGGGAAGGAAAGAAAGGAUGGAGUGUGAAGCAGAUGAACAAAAACAGGGCUCUGAUGAGAACAUGUCCGAAUGUGAAACCAGCAGUGUCUGUAGCAGCAGUGACACAGGGCUCUUUACCAACGAUGAAGGACGGCAAGGCGAUGAUGAACAGAGUGAUUGGUUCUAUGAAGGAGAGUGUGUCCCAGGGUUCACUGUCCCUAAUCUUCUGCCCAAGUGGGCUCCUGAUCAUUGCUCUGAAGUAGAAAGAAUGGAUUCCGGACUGGAUAAACUUUCAGAUCCCACAUUCCUUUUACCUUCUCGGCCAGCUCAAAGAGGGUACCAUGCUCGCUUGAAUCGUCUGCCUGGAGCUGCAGCUCGAUGCCUCAGAAAGGGGCGAAGAAGGCUUGUUGGGAAGGAGACCAGCAUAAGUGCUCUGAGUACUGAGAGGAUAGGCCACAUCAUCAGUGACCCUCGGCAGAAAGAAAAGAAUAAAGCGUUGGCUUCUGAUUUUCCUCACAUUUCUGCUUGUGCACAUGAGUUUAAUCCGCUCUCUCCCCUUUACUCCCUGGAUGUUCUCGCUGAUGCUUCUCACCGAAGAUGUUCACCAGCACACUGCUCUGCCAGACAGGCAAGCAUACACUUGGGACCCCCAUGUUCACGUGACAUCAAGAGGAAACGGAAACCUGUGGCCGCAGCAUCUCUGUCUAGCGCAAAUGCAGUUCAUAUGGAUGCAGUGGAGCCAGCCACCCCAGCAUCGCAGGCCCAGAAAUCUCCAAACUCUGAGUGGCUGGUCAGGACCUCUGCCGCAGAGAAAGCCACCGACUCAGCUGCAGCUACGUUUUUUAAAAUGCCACAAGAAAAGAGCCCUGGAUACAGCUAGAGAGCAGCAUUUCUCCCCCAGGAGCCGACUGGGUGUGUUGAAAUCAAUGUUAGACUUCAUAUUCUGUGGUCUCGCGUAUCUUAGUUGGCGUUCCCAGUCCUCUCACCACCAGGACCGACUCCUCCUCAGACAAAGCUGUGGACUUUCUCUUAGAAAAUCAUGUUCUGGAAAUCUGUUUUUUUUUUUUUAAAAAUCGUAAAGUAUUGGGGCAGCAAUUUUUUUAAAAAAAAUCAUCCUGUGUUCUAUUUGUUACAUUGCUAUUGCUGUCCCAACAGCUACCCACAGCUCCGUUUAACAGAGCUGUUGCUUUUUUGCAGGUAUGUCUUUUUCCUUGAAAAACUAGUAACUGCUUUUGCCUAUUUUUUGUAGAGCUUUUAAUAUCAUUUGAGGAAAUCCCAAAUUUGUAGCCAGUUCCAGACAGAUUUAAACACUGAGUUAAGACCUGUGUGUGGAAUUGUUUGCAGGAGGUGGGGCCUGCCUUUGAGCCUGGUCUUGAUUCACUCAGAGUGCCAAUAAGAUAAAUCUGCCGCGUUCUCAAUUUGGAGCCUCGGAAGAGACACCAGCAGCACCGGCCUUGGGAACUUCUUCCAUUUUUCUAGAUGGCCUCAUGGGAUCGCCAGCAGCUGCACUGUACUUUGCGUCAUCUGCAAAGUUCGUAUUCUGCCAAAAGAGGACAUCUACAUCUGGGUAGAUGGCGUAAGGCAGAAGACGGUGUAGGCGCACAGCAAACUUAACAUAGUGGACUGUGUCUGCAUACUUCCUGCCGCGGUGUGAGCCUUUAGGUACUCACUGGGACUUUUAUUGUUCGUAUUAUAGGUCAGCAACUACAGCAGAAGUUCAUACUCUAUUAGAAUAAUAGCUUCUUGGGGCCAUACUUUGGGGAGGGAAAAUGUCUUUUUGACAUGCCUUUAUACUUGGCAUGUCUGUGACGGCUCAGCUGCCUGUAGAGUUAUAGAUACAGCCAAGCCUGAAGUGGGAUGCUACUUUGUCAAAAUGGGGAAUAAGUGACUGCCUAGAGCUGCUGGAGGAAAGCCACGCUUUCUAAAAAUCAUCAAGAGUGUCCGCCAUUCAGGGGCCUGGUGGACAGAGGGCUUUUUUUGGUAUGUAUUGAGCGCUUUUGCUCUGAAGUACACAGAAGCUGUUCUCUGAGUGCCCACUGCUCGGUUGGUGUUCCAGAGGAACUCCCACUCCUGCGGCUGCUUAUCUUCUGUGUGUAAGUAGGUGCCUGUAGGACAGAGCCAGCUUUGCCCAAAGCCCAGUUAUCCCUUUUUCUCGCACAGAAUGUCGUGGUGGGCUGCUCUGUUGUGUUCCCUUUAAAAGUUGCCAUCCUCCUCAGUGAGCUGCAGAAUUUCCUGGUCAGUGGGGUGGGUGUGAAUCUAGUUGGGAAGGGGGACUUGCCACCAAGUUUACAGAGCUCUUUGUACAGGACUGAGAACAUGUCAGUUGUCCCGAACAAGGAAUGUGGUGGAGGGAGGACCAGAUGGGGGUUACGGGGUGAGGAGUGGUGCUGAAGCCAGCCUGCAUCCGUGGGAGCCACCCUGAUCUCAUGUCGCAGUGAGCGCACUUCCCUUCCCUGUGGGCUGCACCCAGCGUAUAGAGGAUAGGAUGUCUGUUGAAUAUAGAAUGGCACUACUGAGUUGUUUUAGUGAUGAAGGCAGGUUUUGUUGUCCUGUGUGCCUUCUUACCUAGUCCCCAUGGUGUCCUGAGGUACACGUUUCUAACAUAAUUUGUUGGAUUUAAGAGAGAAACCCAUGGACAUAAUUUUUUUGCAUAAAGCUCCGUGGCUCAUGCAGAGAUUGGUCCUGUGUUCGUGGCUUGUUAAGACCUCUGCAGUUCAGGUAGCAUCUUAUCUUCAAGACAUGUUGCCUAAUAAUUCUCCUUUCUACCUGUGAUGAAAAAUAGUUUAUGUAUUCAACUUUGCUUAUGUUUUAAACAUCUCUGUGAUGUAAAGGUAGGUGACUGCUGCCAUUUUACAGAGACAAGAACAGUCACAGAGUUUAGUGACUUGCCCAGAAUCACAUAAUCAAGCCCAGACUAAAAUCCCAGCCUUCCACUUUCUCUGCCCUGGGUUAUAAUCUUGUUUUUCUUUGAGAGACCCGAGUCACUCAGACCCAUAUUUUUGAAACGGUAUGCCAUGAAUAUUUAUCAUCUUUCUUGGGCAUGCUUUUCUACAUAUUUUGAAUACUUUCAACAGGGAUCAUCCCAAAACGCCCUAUCUUCCUGUAAUAAGUGGGGAAGAAAAUUAAGUACCUAAGAGAAUAGCUGUUAAGCACACAGUUACUUUCCACGCCGGGUUGUAAGUGUUGCGUCUUGUUUUAAGCUGCUGCAUGAGCUUGUGUACAGAAUUAUUAACCAACUUACUCUGCUGGAGGAAUAACCUUAGAAUUGAGUGUAUUUUGAAUCCUAAAUUUUAAAUUUCCUUUUUAUAUGGCAAAGUAUAUAAUGUCAUAAAUUAAAAAUCUGUUGCCUUUCAACAGAACACAUAAUUUCAAAAUCAGGUUCUAUAGUCUGUUGAGAAAACUCUAAUAGUAAGACUUCCUUUGAGGAUAAUCAUUGAGCUCACUGUUUGAUCUGUGCAAAAAUAAUAACUGAAGCUGAGUUCCACAGUUCUCACUUAUUUCAGGGUUCUGAUUUUUCCCAGCUGGCUGCACAGUCUUCCUGGCUGAAUCCUAAUCUUGUGUAUUUUCCACCGUGUGCAGAAGUCAAGACAUUAUCUACUUGCAUACGGAUCAUUCAUGAAAGUUAGUUUUGCUUACAAGCUUAAGGGAAUUUGAGAUUAUUUUUCAGAUGCAGUAUUUUAAAGGGAACACUUCAUUUGCAUCAAAACUCUUGUGUUGCUUCUUGUUAAGAACUGUUCAGCAUGGGAAGUCAGUAGCUCUUUCCAUAGUGCCAAGUUUGGGAGACGGAGAGUAUGAUCUUUACUGAGUGAUAUGUGCUUGAUAAAUAGGACACAUUUAGUCUUGAAUUCUUUAGAAAUCAAAUGUAAUUGAAAAUUCCGUAAAACAUUGUUUCUCUGGGCUUUGAAACAGGCUGCAAACAAGGCCAUUUGGGCAACAAAGUGACCAGAAGCUGAAUUAGUUUCUUAAUCUCUGAUGUUUAUGGCAUCCUUUGCUAAGUCGAGCUCAGCGCCUAGGCCAGGUACUUAAACUAUUUAUGAAUCCCAAAUAGAUGAAUUUGAUCUGUCUUUGCAUUUUGGAAUCAGAAACACAAUCUAGACCACAGCAUGGCAAAUGCUGAGGCUGCAAAGUAAAGGAGCAGAGUUCUCCCAGAAGUCACUUUAGAGUUGAACAAAUUGUAGAGUGUCAUGAGGAAGGAGGGAGGCCACUGUCAUUGCUGAUGUGAUGGCUUCUCCGCUUUGGCUCCAGGCGAAGGCUCUGGUGAUGCGUGAUUCAUUUCAAGUCUUCGCUUUAUUUUGGGUUCAUUGCCAUGGUUCAGAGCCAUGCACUUUUUGUUUCCUGGGGAGAAGGCUAUGUAAAAGAGUCUCAGCAUUAGAUGCCGUAUUCAGUGUUGUGUAUGUCUGGCGAACUUUAUCUGAGUUGAGAUGAGAACAGAGUGGCUUUUUCUAGCAGCUGUGGGUGCAGUCUAGUUUGGGGCAUGGCUUACACGAUGUGUCAUGGUUUGUGGGUUGGUGGGAAGGAUGGUGGAAACAAUCUGCUCCUUUUUGUUUUUUGGGUUUUUUUGGUGAGGAAGAUUGGCCCUGAGCUAACAUUUGUUGUCAAUCUCCCUGUUUUUGCUUGAGGAAGAUUGUCGCUGAGCUAACAUCUGUGCCAGUCUUCCUCU